Messenger RNA from Limulus polyphemus (Atlantic horseshoe crab), 645 nucleotides. RefSeq lists its product as uncharacterized. Lineage: Eukaryota; Metazoa; Arthropoda; Merostomata; Xiphosura; Limulidae. The transcript has a single exon. Bases 1 to 645 code for a protein of 214 amino acids. The record is from RefSeq and is a predicted model, not a curated record.
AUGGCAUCCAAACAAGGCUGGGGUACAGAUCAGAAAUGGAAAAAUCUGUUUGACAGGUUGCUUCAUGAUGAAAACAGUACAACACACAAGAACUGUUAUCUAGCAUGGCAUGAGUUGGAGAGGAGGUUAGAAAGUGAUACUGGAAUUGAUGUGAUGUCUCACAAAGUAAUCAUGAGCGAGACUGAGAAAUGGCGAAAUAUACUUACGAGGAUAAUUGAUGUAAUACUUUUUCUUGGCCAAAUAGGACUUGCUUUCCAUGGCUUAUCCCAGCGAAUUGGCGACAUUCAUAAUGAGCACAUCUUGGGGAUCAUUGAAUUUCUGUCGAAUUACGAUCCAGUCCUAGCCGAACAUGUUGCAAAGAUACGAGCUUUGCAAGAAAAUGGUGAAUGGCUUCAAGUUCACUAUCUCUCAGGAUCAUCUCAAAUUGAAUUCAUCAGUAACUGCGCAGAUUAUGUUCGGAGGCACAUUUUUGAUGAAAUAAGAGCCACAGAAUAUUAUUCAAUCAUGGUUGAUGCAACAUCGGAUUCUAGCCAUGUGGAGCAGACAACGUUCAUCAUUCGUUAUUUGGCUAAGGAUGAUACCGAAUUUGUAGUUCAAGAACGAUUUUUAACCUUUGUUGAUUGUUGUAAGACGGGGCUGAAUUAG